Molecule: messenger RNA, 697 nt
Organism: Hippoglossus stenolepis (Pacific halibut)
Lineage: Eukaryota; Metazoa; Chordata; Actinopteri; Pleuronectiformes; Pleuronectidae
Gene: ccl20a.3
Product: chemokine (C-C motif) ligand 20a, duplicate 3
Exons: 4
Coding region: 107-409 (100 amino acids)
Biological process (GO): lymphocyte chemotaxis; positive regulation of ERK1 and ERK2 cascade; cellular response to interleukin-1
Cellular component (GO): extracellular region
Molecular function (GO): chemokine activity; CCR chemokine receptor binding
Source: RefSeq, a predicted model, not a curated record
CCUGUUUCUCUGAGGGCAUAUAAACUCCUGCAGUGAACACCUCAGUCAGCACAACCUCUCUGACUCCACCUGUGGACUAGCAAGACAAAUAACUCUGAGAGAAAACAUGGUGUCAGUCAAAGCUGCGGUGAUGGUGAUCACACUCCUCACGUUUUGCCUGCUGGCAACAGAGACAUCUGCAGCGAAUUACGAAUGCUGUCGAGGAUACAUGAAAUUCAGACUUCCAUUUCAUGCAAUCCGAGGAUACUCUGUCCAGACUCGUAAAGAGAUGUGUCCCAUCAAUGCCAUCAUUUUCCACACAAAAAGGGGUCAAGCGUGCACCGAUCCUACUUUGAGCUGGGUGAUGGACUAUAUCAACCGUAUAAGGACCAAAGCAGAAAUGGUUCACAACAAGAACCAAAAAGUGUAGAAACAGACCUUGAAGAUAAACAGUCUGCUCAUCGAGGGGAGACGGUGCCAACGCGGCUAAACCAGUGGACCAUCUCAGCUCGGCCUGGUAUCCAGAAAUCAAUGAUGUUUCAUCAACAACUCCUAUUUAACUAAACUGCUCAUAAUAUAAAGGAUUGUCAUGCAAAGCAGGCAUCAGCUCAAUUGUAAGCAUUGUAUAUAUGUAUAUAGAUAUUUAUAUAUGUGAAAGUUUGUAUUUAUAUAUAUAUUUGUAACAGACAAGUAUUAAAGUUUUAUGGAAAAAAAAGAA